AUGCUGAUGAAUGCGCUUGAUUCAGCCUUGCGAAUCCUCACUUUCAGCUUAGAACAGUUAUUCACGACCUUAGUCAAGCUUAUGACUUUGCCGUAUUACCGACUCUACUACUUCAAUACUAGUGCCCCUCUUGAGCGCAUUGCAAUACUAGCUUCAGAAUCGCCAUUAGACACUGCUAAAGUACUUCGUGCAAUAUCAUCAUGGAGAGCACGAAAACUCGCCGAAUUGCAAUUCAUCACCAUAUCAUGUACGGUCCUGGCUGCAGCAGUCAUCGGUUCAUUCUCUUGGACCACAAUCGAGGAAGCCUACUGGCUCACCCAUGGCUUCUGGCAUAGCAGUUUGAUCUUUUCAGUCCUGGGCAUUCUGCUAUCUGCCUCUGAAGUAACGGUUCUGCACUUACUAGGUCCGCUAAGAUGUACAGGAAAAGAGUCUCGCGACUACGAGACUGCAAAGAAGUACUAUCCGCUCUUGCUAUCACCCAAUUACAGAAUAAGGACUUUCACACCGCGCAUGAAGAUGAUUUUCACAUGGCAAGCUCCCUUGAUGUUCAUGUCAUACUCUGUUUGCGGCUUUAUUGUAGGCUUGACGGUUCUCGUUUGCACACCAUUCAUCAGGGACAGUCACAGCUGGACAACCAGUCACAAUAUUGCAAUUAUGUAUCUGACCGUCUUGACCUGUGCGGGUACCACUUUCGUCUUCUGCUCGUUCUGGGUGUACCAUUAUGUGCAUUUGGAUCUGGAUGCGGAUGGUACAGGAGACCUUGACUAUAUCGACAAUGAUGGUAGCUUUGGGCUUGGCACUGUGCUUACGCCGUUUACUGAAGAGGUAUCGCCGGGAGGCCCAUCUAGCUUGAAGCUGGGUCGUCGACAUACUAAUUUAUCGUAA
Molecule: messenger RNA, 885 nt
Organism: Ascochyta rabiei
Lineage: Eukaryota; Fungi; Ascomycota; Dothideomycetes; Pleosporales; Didymellaceae
Exons: 4
Coding region: 1-885 (294 amino acids)
Source: RefSeq, a predicted model, not a curated record